This is a messenger RNA of Artibeus jamaicensis (Jamaican fruit-eating bat), 7002 nucleotides long. RefSeq names its product tescalcin (gene TESC). Bases 136 to 780 code for a protein of 214 amino acids. Lineage: Eukaryota; Metazoa; Chordata; Mammalia; Chiroptera; Phyllostomidae. The transcript is spliced from 13 exons. Gene Ontology annotation, molecular function: calcium ion binding. The record is from RefSeq and is a predicted model, not a curated record.
GAGGCCGCGCUGCCGCCCCACGCGGAACCCGAGGCUCAGACCGGUCGGCGUCCUGACUCGAGUUGAACCCGAGGCCGAACCGGCCGCUGCGCAGUCGACGCCAACCGAGGGACGCGCGCCCCCGCAGCGGGCACCAUGGGAGCUGCCCACUCCGCGUCCGAGGAGGUGCGGGAGCUCGUGGGCAAGACCGGCUUCUCAUCAGACCAGAUAGAGCAGCUCCACCGGAGGUUUAAGCAGCUGAGCGGAGACCAGCCCACCAUUCGCAAGGAGAACUUCAACAACGUCCCCGACCUGGAGCUCAACCCGAUCCGAUCCAAAAUCGUCCGUGCCUUCUUUGACAACAGGAACCUGCGGAAGGGGCCCAGCGGCCUGGCCGACGAGAUCAGCUUCGAGGACUUUCUGACCAUCAUGGCGUACUUCCGGCCCAUCGACAUCGCCAUGGACGAGGAGCAGGUGCAGCUGUGCCGGAAGGAGAAGCUGCGAUUUCUGUUCCACAUGUACGACUCGGACAGUGACGGCCGCAUCACCCUGGAAGAAUAUCGAAAUGUGGUGGAGGAGCUGCUGUCCGGAAACCCGCACAUCGAGAAGGAGUCGGCCCGCUCCAUCGCCGACGGGGCCAUGAUGGAGGCGGCCAGUGUCUGUGUGGGGCAGAUGGAGCCCGAUCAGGUGUACGAGGGCAUCACCUUCGACGACUUCCUGAAGAUCUGGCAGGGGAUUGACAUCGAGACCAAGAUGCACGUCCGCUUCCUUAACAUGGAAACCAUGGCCCUCUGCCACUGACCGCCGCCUCCCGCGGAGCGCACCCUCGGCCGGGCGGCCUCCCCUCGGGCCGGCAGCGAGCGAGCGGGGCCGCAGCUUGUACAUAGUCAACCCCCUCCCUCCGCUCUUCCCGUUCCCCAGUACAGGGCAUGGUGUGUGGGCUUUUACGGUUUUUAUCGCUAAUAAAAAAGGAACAGGGUUUCUUAACAAACGUGGCUCUGUCUGUCCCUCGUGGCCGCACCCGUGGCCUGGCCGCUUGGUGGCCUGAGCCCAGUCCGAGGGACAGGCGGCCUCCAACCCUGUUCCAUGGCCGGCCUGGAAGAGGGGAUUUUUGUUCUCCUUUUCGGGUUUAUUUCGGUCAAGCGUCUGCUGUUCUCCCUGAGGAAGGGCUGGGAAUGAAGUCACCUGCCUUCCAAAGUCCAGGAGCGGCUCCUUGCUCCCCGGGGUGAGGGCUGGGUCGGGGGGCCUCCGCAGGGUCUCGGCCACGCAGCUGCAGCGACCCCUGCUGGCCUCGUGGUGCAGGGGCCUGGUGUUCGAGGCCUGGUGGCCGACUCCAGGGUCAGGCUGGGGAUCUAGGGCCCUUCCCGGCCAGCGGGCUGCCGGAUGCAGGGCUCUGCACCCAGGACACGGCCCCCAGCGCCAGUGGAAGCAGUGUAGACGGGCACGGUGGCAGAGGUGGCCCACCGCCCCAGGUAGGCAUCUCUCAAUGCUGUCACCUGAUGGGGGGGUGGGACAGUGGGUGGGGACAAGGAAGCAAAGGCGGUUCGUUUCAGUUGGUGGCUGUGGCUUGCGAGUCAGCAGGGGGCUGGCACGUGUCACACUUGUCUAGCUGGCAGUUGGCACUGAUGACCUGCCGCCUCUCCGGGCCACUGUUUGCAUUCCAGGCAUCGCCCUGGUUGUCACGUGAACGAUAUGCCCGGUCCCUUUAUUGCCAUGCGCUGGGAGGCGCGGUUCUAGCCUUCUAAGGAAGUUCUCCUGGGAACUGGCCACUGCCGUCACUUGCGUGCUCCAAUUUUUAAUUCACGGUUUUGAUGUUGCGCAUGCUUCACGGCACGGCGUUGUGCCCGGCACUGGGGCUCUGACUUGAGGUGCAGGAAACGUUGUUUAGGGUGAAGUUAAUGCCGCAUUCACAUUAAAGCCCAAACAGCAGCAGGGUGAGUUAAAGAACGGGGGACGGACCGGGCGGGUGAGGAGGUGGCGGGCUUCACCAGGCAGACGCGGCCUCGGCUCUCCCGAUGCUGGCAGGGGCGUGGUCAGGCCGCUGGCCCCACCUGCAGGGAAGCAGUGGGACGUCUGAAGUCGCUUUCAGAGCCCUGCACCCUGGACUAGCACUCAACACAGCAAAUGCUGGGCGUUCGGAGCCGUAGGUCAGCGGCCAAGGCCGCCGCUGACGGCCCUCCAGGGGCCACGGUCUGGUGGGAAAGACCAACUCUGGAAGCCAGGGAGCGGCCAGCAGGGCAGUUUCUGGGGGUGGGAGGGAGGGGACAUGAGCUUGCUCCCCGCUCCCCUGCCUUCCCGUCUUGCUCAUGCCCUUGGGUUUCCAGGCUGCCGGCAGGAGGAAUUGAGAUCAAGUCCCUGGACAGCCUGGGGCGGGGGAUCAGUACUAGUCAGCUUUGUCCAGAGCAUGUCUCCCCCCACCCUGCGUGCCUCGACCUGCCCUGCCCUGCACGAGUGAGGUGGGCCCCCAUGUCACCCAGCAGCUGGGUCAUGGCCACGGCAGGCCUGCGUGUGCUGGGGCGUUCCCCGUUUGCUUCAGUGUGUUCUUCUCAGCACUGAUGUCAAGUGUUUUGUAAACAGUAACCCUCCCAUCAGCCCUGUGCCUGAGCCUUUUCACUCAUUCAGACCGCAGGGGACGGCCCGAUGUCUCCAAGGCUCUGGGCCACCACUCACCUCAAACAGCUACUUCAAGUGGGAUUUACCCCCUGGGAGCCCAGGCCAGGCCACACAAAGGGCGGCUGGUUUGUUCAGCCCCUGAGGGUGGCCCCUGACUGGCAGGUCAGGGCUCACCCCAGAGCGUGGGCUGCCGAGUGCACCCGGGCCCUCCCGCCUGGCCCAGGGUGUGGGGUCCGUGCUGCCAGGCUUUCAUUUGUUCAGGGAGUAAUCAGAGCUGGCUCUUAGUUGGUAUAAACCUCCUAGAAAGGGUAGGUGACCUCCCCACAGUCUAGUGGGGCUGUUGGCCCCCAAUGAACAAACUGGGGGCGGCUGCUGGGGGCGCAGGUCUCAAGGUGGCCAUCAGGCAGCAUGGCAUGUGCUGAGGACAGAGGCAGGUGACCUGGAAACGGCUCCUCUUACCUGAGGGACCAGCGUGUGCAGCGGGGGUCCGGGGAGGGCUUCUGGCUGCAAGGACCCAGAGCAAGUCCCUGGUGGGCCAUCUCACCGAAGCAGCCGGAAGUAAGUGAUAUUUGCUCUUAAAUGGGCAGUGAUAAGUCAGAUGCAUUUGUUGGCAGCCUUCCCUCUAUCAGGAAUUAUAUCAGUGACUACAAGGAAAUAGGCAGAAAUCAAUGCAGUCAAAUAUUUGAAGGAGGCUGGUAAGUCAGUGCUCUGAGGGCGCCGGGCUGCGGGGGGGAGAAGGCGGGUGGGGACAGUGUCCAGGUGGUGCGGUGAGGUCAUCUCCCUCCGCGUGUGCUCCCCACCCAGGAGCGUGGCGGACAGCAGGCUCUUGUCCACACUGCCCGGUCACCACGGGGAGGGUGGGGGGAACCCCGCUUUUGGACAGACACGGCCCUCUGAGACGAACAGAGCGAUCUGGUGGGGGCUCGAAAGGGCUGUGUAAUGGGAAUCCGACACGGGAAGCUCGGGGGGACGGCCCUCGGCCACGUUCAUCAUGAAUUAUGGAUGAGGAGGCCGGGUGAGGUUGCAGCAGCUUCCAGUUUGGGCCAAGCACCCUCUCUGGGAACAAAUUAUUGCUGGGCUUCAACAAAACAAUUCCAUUAUCUUCAGAUCCAAGGGACUGGAAAGUUCUUUUUGUGCCCUGCUAAUGGGAGACAGGUCACAUAUGGAUCCAGUCUGUCACCGAGUGGUUCAACUUGUCCCCACCGGGCCGGGCCGAGCCGACAAGGCUGCAGCUAAGCCGUGCCUUGGUGAACGGUGCAGUGACUUACGUGGGCUGCUGCAGAGUUAAAAAUACAAGUUGACUUGGCAAGGGUUCUGCAAACACCUGCUCUGCAAGCUGUCCGCCCACACGGUGACCUUGGGGAAGCCUUGGAGGCCUGAGGGGGGGAGCCGGGCUUGAAACCACACUUCCCAGGCAUCAGAGCCGCCUCUGUCUCCACGCUGUCCCAGAGUCCACGCUGUCCCAGAGCCCUGACCAAGGGCUGGCAGGGUCGGGGUGGGGGAGGGGGCUCACCGGCUGCUGUGCAGCCCUGACCUGCCCGCUGACCAAGCCUGCAGGGGACCAGCUUCUGGUCUGACCCUGAGUGUGGUUCGUGGGCAGCAGUGUGGUCAAGGGGUGUGAGGUCAAGAGGUCAACAGUAGUCCACUGCCAUCUCCAAGUUAGAGAAACGACAAGACAGCGUCUGUCCUACCCCUGACGAGGGGAGAGCAGACACGACCUGACAGGCUCAGUUCUGGGGGUGGGGGCAGCUCCCCCCACCUCCCCAGGGAAGGAGAAGGUUCCUGGUGCCAAGCCAUUGAAAGCUGCUGCUGGAAGAGCAGGGUCAGCAUCAGAGGCCAACAGUGGGCGGCGCCCAGCAGGAGAGCCUGCAGUCGCAGCUCAGAGGCAGCCCCGUCCGGACCGCCGCGGGCCCUGCAGCGGAGCCAGAGCCGACAAGACGUGUUAUGAACCAGAAAGUGAAACCCGUACAACGUUCUGAGACAAGACACAGAGCUCUGGUGUGCAGUCCCCCUGCCCCGCCCUGUGGCACAUCUGAGUCUCUUCCGUGGGCAGGGGGACAGUGGGGGAAGAGCUGGAGAAGCAGACGAGGACAGGAGAGGCCUCCGCUGCCAACUCAGAACCCGGGAGGCAGCGGUGCGGAGAAAGGCGAGUGCAACUGUGACAGAGCUGUCUCUUCAAAGAAAACCCAUGUGCCCAGUGGUCUCGCUGCAUGGAAAACCACGAGAUGGGAAAACCUAAACGCUUCCCUCGCUGACCGCAGGCUGGCUGCUCUCUGGGCGGGGGUGCAGCUCCGUGUCCGGCGCCACCGCCCGAAGCAGCCUGGAGACACUUGCAGAGCCUUCAUGGCCCGGAGGUCCCAGACCCAGGAACGGCACACACAUCCCGAUGCUGUGCGCCCAGGUGCCCUUUCUUCUUGAUCAAGAGUUGUGUGUGUUGUCUUUCCAAAACUGGUUAUAUGAAACUUGACUUGGUUUUCUGUUUCCUUAACGUGUUUUUGCUAUCUAAGGCCUGCCUCCUACUUUCUGCGGGACACUGGGACUCUCCUGAGCUCUCUGAGGUGACAGCUUCCAUAGAGGCAGGUGCACCUUCUCCCAGUCCUGCUCUGACCUCGUCCCCGAUCUGCAACUGCUCCCCUUGUGCCCCAGGUCUGGAGAGUUCACGCUUUUCCAUUUUGAUUUCCUUCUUUAAAAUCGAGUUCAUUCUGCAGUGUUGGGAAUUGGCACGGAUGUUUUUAUCUUUUCGCUUUUUGUCAGUUGCGGUUUCACUGCAUCCGGGUAGGAGGUUGCUGACCAGGGCCUGCGCGGGACCAGUCCUCACGCACUGAGACUUUCUUGGUGGGCUUCCUCGUGGCCAUUUCCUGUGCACAGUGUGUGGAUACUUGACAAGGUCUCAAAAUGCCACGUGCAUUUGUUGGAGCAACUGGUAAGUUGUACGAAUGCUUAAGUGUUCCCACUGCUCUGCUGCUCACCCUCUAGGGGAAUGUACUGUGUUCCUUUGUGGGUCUGUUUUCUGCUUUGAUAUUUUGAAGGCUUAUUAGGUGGUGGUGGCUACGCACAGUGUAAAGCAAGAGCAGUGGGGUGGUGUGCCCGUGACCCUCUGGAAGCGGCAGCUGCCACACCAAACAGCCCUCUGGUGUUGGUUUUAGCUCGGUGGUUGGACAGCUCUGCCUGGUUUCACUCUGGCUCCUCCGCAGACUCACCUUACACCUGCUUGGAGGAGGCUGCUCUGUGGAUGAUGACGUAGAAGACACCUGCUCCGCAUCAGGUGCGGCGGACACAGCAGGAAAGGCCAGCGUGAGGUCGUAGCCACAGCCCACUGUGGUGUCGCAGGAUGGACGGCAGAGGGGCAGCGAGCUCUGCAAGGCCAGCUGGUCCACCGAGAACUGUGCGUCUGUAUCCGGCUGUGCCGGAGGGUACACCCGGCAGGGAGCGCUGCGGCUCGGUGGGGCUCCGCCACUAACAUCGAACCUCAAGGUCUUCCCCGCACGGCUCCGUGCGGCCGGGCCCACUGACCUCCUGUGCGUGGUGAAGUUGUCCAGGUCGGCGCUGCGCACCACCCUCUCGUCGGGCACGUUGGCUGUGAUGAGGCUGUGGCUGUUGAAGGCGAUGUGACGGACGGGGUGCCUGGAACACAGAAAAGGAUUCGCAGUGAGCUACCUGUAGACGCUCUGAGUGAUGCAGCCGAAUGCCACGCGGGCUGGCCCGUGAGGGUGCAGCGCACAGGCCACGCAGCGACAGGAGACACAAACGCUACCCCGGCACAGUGCACGGACGGCUCAAGUGCGACCUGGCGUCUGCGGGGUCGGCGGGUGCACACAGAACAGACUGACCUGUUCAGAAGCUUCAGACAGACCACAAAGUGAAACCCGAUUAUUCGCUACACAAAGGCAUGUCUACAGGUGACAUGGACCUAAUGUUUAAAUUUGGUUUCUUUGGUCAUUAUCAUCUAUUCAGGUUUCCUUUUGAAUCUUUCCUUCGAAUGUCCAAAUUUGCAGGUUUAGAUGAAUAAAUGACUUUCUGGGAAAAUGACUUACCCCCCAGAGAGAGAAAAACCCAAAUAGAUUAAGUGGCAAAGAGCAAACCAGGACAGCUGUCAGGGAGCACCUGGCGCAGCCUGGAAGGAGCAGCCACGCUGGAGCAGGGCAGCGCGUCCGGCCCCUCCCACCAGCAUCCUGCCCCCAGAGCGACCAUGAGGGCGGGGAGAGUGGCGGCAACCAUCCUGCCCCGCGGCUGGGACCCAGACACAAGGACAACUGAGAGCACCAGCAGCAGGGCCCCUCCGGCAUGUCCAUCAGUGCGAUGCACCAGGUCACUGUAACAGUGAGAGGACACACACAGUCAUCUCCAUGGGUGCUGAGACAAAACUAGACGAAAUAUAACAUGUUUCUAAUAAAAAGUCUUUUAAAAACA